Molecule: messenger RNA, 1746 nt
Organism: Hevea brasiliensis (rubber tree)
Lineage: Eukaryota; Viridiplantae; Streptophyta; Magnoliopsida; Malpighiales; Euphorbiaceae
Product: 60S ribosomal protein L2, mitochondrial-like
Exons: 3
Coding region: 451-1335 (294 amino acids)
Biological process (GO): cytoplasmic translation
Cellular component (GO): ribosome
Molecular function (GO): RNA binding; structural constituent of ribosome
Source: RefSeq, a predicted model, not a curated record
AAUCUCAGCCGUUCACUAUGAACCCAUUAAUCUCAACCGAACCCUAAUACAUUUCCGUCUCACCACUCUCUCUCUAGUCCCCUCACCGCCGAAAGCACAGUAUCUAAACCCGCCCUAUACGGCCAACUAUUAUCGCCAACGCAACGGCUAACCGCAGCCACACCAUUUCCUUUUCAACUUCUCCAUCUCCUCGGGACAAGCGACUUCUAAAUAACCUUCCGUUCCCCUACAGCUGCCGCGACCAUCGUUACUACCUUCCUCACUACUAUCAUCAACACCUUUUCUUAUCUAAUCUCUCACCGUUUCAAUAUUUCUUUGCAUUUCUCUGUCUAUCAUCACAUUUUCCGUUUCUUUUGCAUGCAAACAGAGAACAACCCUGUCAGUUCUGCCACUGAACUGCAGUAGCGCCACAGAAAGUGUCUCUCCCGAGUUCACUGGGCUGCACCAUUGAUGGCGGCUAAUGCAGUGGCUGCUGCCUCUCAUGCUGGCAAAUAUGGUGUCCAGGCAUGGCAGGCAUUCAAGACAAGAUCGCCAACAGCUGGGAAAGGAACAGCUAUUGGGGUCAGGGAAAAUAAUGCUAUAGUUAAGGAAACAAAUAAAGCCCCUAGACAAUUGACUUUAAAUGUCGGAAAGACUGGUGGUAGGAAUUCCGCAGGGCGUGUUACAAUUUUUCACCGAGGAGGUGGAUCAAAGCGGUUGCAUCGAAGAAUUGAUCUAAAAAGAAGCACAUCAUCUAUGGGUGUUAUAGAAAGGAUAGAGUAUGACCCUAAUCGUUCCUCUCGGAUUGCUCUGGUAAGAUGGGUUGAGGGUGGACCCCUGCACUUCCAGAAGAAAUUCAAGGCAGUAGAAGAGUUUGUUCCACCACAGAAGAUUCUUGAACCCAUCGCAACCACCAGGCUUGGCCUGUUUUCACUCUCUUCCCUAUCUAAGGAGUGGGAUCAAAGAAAGGUAGCUUACUCCCCUUCUGGACCGGCUGCAGCUUAUGCAGUGGUUGGCCUCCAAACUGGAAUGUCUCCUGGGUUGAAGAGUCUAUCUACUAGUAAGAGUGCAGAAAACAAGAAAACUUGUGCAAGGGAUGUCUUCCUGUCUGCCUUUUCGACUCCUAGGGUCAAGAGGGAGACUUCAUCCUUUUCCAUCUGUGGUUCUCUUAAUUUUCCAAGGAUGGCAGUAGCUGGGGCAAAGCCCACCAUUUUUGCUCCUCUAGUGCGUGAGAAAGAUGGAGGAAAAAGCACAUUCUGUCUUAAUGAGGUCCAAAAGUGGAACAGCCGGAGCAGUAUCUGGUCACAUAGGAUGAAACGUAAAGCUGCAGUUUCUUGGCAGAGUUAUAACUUAUAAGUGGCAAGGUACAUUGGGGUUUGUUGGAGUUGCUGAUAGUAAUGAAUCAAAGGCUGAAGCUGAUCAUUAGCUUGCCAUUAGGCAGCAGUCACAACCUUGCUUCAGAAUAAAAUUGGCAGUGGUCGCUGUUGAUUUGAAUGCUAGACUUUGAUCAUUUCAGGAAGGCCUUGUGCAACAGUCAAGUAGUUGAUUCAGGAGUAAUAUGCUGCAAAAAAGGCAUUUUGAAGUAGUGCGAUGAUAAUACCAAGCAACUUUGUUUAGUUGGUUUUCUAGUACCCGAUUAGAAAAUCGAGUGAGUUGUUUUAUGAACUAUUCCUUUUGUGAGGAUAGUUUUCUUUGAGCUUGUCUGUUCGCUCGGUUGUUUAAUUGGAGUGACAUGAAGAUUUUGGUGAUAAUGGUUGCCUUACCGUA